GGGACAGAUGUGGUUUGGUUUCAUGGACCAGGUAAUCCACGCAGGUCUCGCUGUGCUGUAGCAUCACAUGCAUUUACCAGCAUCGUGGACGCCCACUACACGAGUGACCUGGAUGUGAAAGUGGGUGAAUGCUUUUGUUUUGACAGACCAUGACGAGGCUGCCAUAUAAACAGGGAAUGGGUGCCGCCGCAGCAUCACCACACAGUUAGCUCACUCACUCCAUCUAGCUGUUCGCCAUUUCCCUUUCUGUCUUUUUUUUUUUCUUUUUCCCCUCACGAACACAUGCAUCGUAUAGAAGUGAGUGACUCGGAGGUUCAAUUAAGAGCCACUGAAACAGUUGUCUUACUUCGGGCAGAAUGGAGAACAGACGCGGAGAGAAGCAGGAAACAAUGUUGUUGUUAGCCAGUUAGCUAAUGUUACCCCUGCUAGCUGUUGGCUAACCGUAACUACAUCAAAUUAGUGGGCUGAGUUAGCUCUCCUAACUCAGCCCACUAAUUUAAAUAGACACAGCUCCGUGCUUUAUUUGCUGUCUUCUCUUCAUGUGUAAUGUAUUUACUUAGCGGCAGGUUUUCCCACUGACACUCAAUAGGUGUUCCUAUAAACGAACUAACUAGCUAAGCUAACAGGCAGCUGUGUGUAUCAGCGCUGUCUGUGGCGGUUUCACGAGAAUCUGUUAUCGGAUUUAGCAAAAAUUCAGUUGAACUGUUGUUUGUCAGCGAUAGCCAUGGCAAACGAAGCCUUCCCCUUGCAUCUUUUGGUCUGGAACAAUCAGUAUCUGGAGCUCGAUAGAGAACUGCAAAAGAAAGAGCAGGAUUCGGAGCGCCUGGAUCCGAGGGGGCGCACCCCGCUGGAGUUAGCCGUGUGCCUGGGCCACCUGGAGUCAGCUCGUGUGCUGCUCAGACACGCUGCAGACCCGACACACUGUAACGCACAGGGGUGGACCAUCUUGCAGGAGGCUGUGAGCACUGGGGAUCCUGAGCUUGUUCAGCUGGUGCUUCAAUACAGAGACUUCAAGCGUGCCACUGAGAGACUGGCAGGAAUCCCAGAGCUGCUCAACAAACUAAGACAGGCUCGGGACUUCUAUGUGGAGAUGAAGUGGGAGUUCACUAGUUGGGUGCCCUUGGUGUCAAAGGUGUGUCCCAGUGAUGUCUACCGGGUGUGGAAGAGUGGAUCAUGCCUCCGCGUGGACACCACGCUCCUUGGUUUCGAACACAUGACGUGGCUCAAAGGGCGACGCAGCUACAUCUUCAAGGGUGGAGAUGACGGGGCGGUGGUGAUGGAGGUAGACCACGAGAAGCAGGUUGUGUACACGGAGCCACUUGUGUUGUCUCCUCGUGAUGCGCCCUCCCUCCUGGCAGCAAUGCAGCCGUCACAGGAGAACACAGCACAGAGACUGACGUCGCCCAUUGUCUCCACGCACCUUAACACACGCAACAUUGCCUUUGAACGAAACAAGUCCGGUAUCUGGGGCUGGCGUUCUGAGAAGAGCGAGGUGGUCAGUGGAUAUGAAGCCAAGGUUUACAGUGCUACCAAUGUGGAGCUGGUGACUCGUUCGAGGACAGAGCAUCUCUCUGACCAGGACAAGUCAAGAAGCAAAGGCUCAAAGACGCCUCUACAGUCCUUCUUGGGGAUUGCCGAGCAGCACACAGCUCACAACGGGAGUAACGUGUCCCAGUGUGCCAGUCCGCACAACCCCACAGCUAUCACAGCUGAGGAAUACUUCAACCCAGAGUUUAACCUGAAUGGCCGAGACAUUGGACGUCCCAUCGAGCUCACCAGCAAAGUCCAGAGGUUUAAAGCGACCCUGUGGCUGAGUGAGAGUCACCCUCUGUCCCUGGCUGAGCAGGUGACGCCCAUCAUCGACCUCAUGGCCAUCUCCAACGCCCACUUCGCCAAGCUGCGUGACUUCAUAACCCUUCGCCUGCCGCCAGGCUUUCCUGUCAAGAUAGAGAUUCCCCUGUUUCACGUGUUGAAUGCCAGAGUGACAUUCAGUAACCUGUGCGGCUGUGAUGAGCCGGUCAGCUCGGUGACGGUGCACAAUCCAGAGAGCUCCGGAGAAGCUGGUCAGUCUCCAUCUCCCUUCCACUGUGAGGUGGACCCCUCAGUGUUUGAGCCUCCCCCCGACUACACCACCCUUGGUCCAGGCCGCAGUGAGCCUAUGAGGGACGAAGACGACAACCUGCUGCAGUUCGCCAUCCAACAGAGUCUGCUGGAUGCUGGCACUGAGAGCGACCAGGUGACUAUCUGGGAGGCUUUGACUAACACCCGCCCAGUGCCACAGUCUCCACUGUACGAGGAAGACUCCCAGCUGGAGAGACAAAGUUGGGGGAAAAUGGGAGAACCUCAGGAAGAGCCACAGCAGAGGGAUUCCUCUGUGAUGCCAGAGGCCUUCUCUCCUCUGGAUUUUCGCCUUGACCAAGGCUCAAACCGGAGGGCCCUGUCCAAGGAUCUAAGGCUGCCGGGUGGCCCCUUUUGGGGUCAACAUUUCUUACGUGUAGCUGGGGACCCAACCCAUGCAAAAUUUAAAGUGAUCAGUAAAAUCUUAAAUCAAUUCCAAAACGUAUGUAUCUUUCGUGGGAACUUUUUUGUGUUUUCCAUCAUACUCCAGCCUGUUUCCAACUGUCUUGCUUUACUAGCUCAGUGUUGCUGUUGCCUCUGCUGGUCUUCACAGCACACAAAUCACUUCCUGUAUGCAGUCACUGGUCUACAUGAGAUCGAGCUGUGUGACGUUGAACCCGACCAAUCCCAGAGAGAAUAUUGAGGAAACACGACAGACGAAUUCACCCUAUUAAAAUAAAAUUACCUUGUCAGUUGACACGACCAAACCCAACCCAAGAUUUCUGUCCAACCCGUUUUCGUGAUGGGUAUCUAUGCUCUAAGCAAUAUUGUGUAAACUAAUUUUACAACAGUUUACAGUUGAUUUCUAAUCUUUCUACAGUUUUAAUGAAAAUAUCCUUU
Molecule: messenger RNA, 2958 nt
Organism: Solea senegalensis (Senegalese sole)
Lineage: Eukaryota; Metazoa; Chordata; Actinopteri; Pleuronectiformes; Soleidae
Gene: ankrd13d
Product: ankyrin repeat domain 13 family, member D
Exons: 15
Coding region: 725-2761 (678 amino acids)
Cellular component (GO): cytoplasm
Molecular function (GO): protein binding
Source: RefSeq, a predicted model, not a curated record